This is a messenger RNA of Hyposmocoma kahamanoa, 1152 nucleotides long. RefSeq names its product rhodopsin, GQ-coupled-like. Gene Ontology annotation, biological process: G protein-coupled receptor signaling pathway. Bases 116 to 1126 code for a protein of 336 amino acids. The record is from RefSeq and is a predicted model, not a curated record. NCBI's taxonomy places the organism in Eukaryota, Metazoa, Arthropoda, Insecta, Lepidoptera, Cosmopterigidae. Gene Ontology annotation, cellular component: photoreceptor outer segment; membrane. The transcript is spliced from 7 exons. Gene Ontology annotation, molecular function: G protein-coupled receptor activity.
CGUGGACGUCUUUACUUAGUCGAAAUACAUAAAUUUACUUAUUAUUUAGGCAUUAUUAUCAUCUCAAGCCACUGCUUUUGGUGCAAUUCAGUGAUAAGUGACCUUUUUAUGAGCAAUGGAAAUUUACAACUAUCAUGAAGACGAGUGUCCGUGGUACCACUUCGAUAGUUCGUAUAAAACUUUGCUCGGAUAUUGUUUAAUCGUUUUUGGUGUGUUUGGGGUGCUGCUCAAUGCCUGGCUUUUCGCCACGUUUGUCCACAGUCGCCUACUGGUGUUCAAAAGCCAUAUAUUGGUACUGAAUCUUUGCUCGGCGUCUUUGGGCAGGAACCUACUUGGAUUUCCUUUUGCGGGGUCUUCAGCGAUUUUCAAAAGAUGGUUGUAUGGCCCUGCGUGCUGUCAACUUUUCGCAUUUUUGAAUCAAUUCUUUGGUGUGUUUCAAAUCACAGCCAUAUUCGUUAUAGUUUUAGAGAGAUACUUAUUAGCAAAACAUUAUAGACGAGAAAUAUCUCUCUAUUACCAAUUCUACUGGUUAUUCAUCGGAUUAUGUUGGAUAGUAUCUCUAACAUUCUCCAUUCCGCCUUUAUUCGGUUAUGGACGAUAUUCUUGCGACACCACUGGAACAACUUGCUCUUUUCUGUGGCCAGCAUGGAGUGGUGGAGCUAAACAAUUGGGAUUUGCUGCACCUUAUGUUAUAGUAUGUGGAAUCCUACCGGUCAUUUCGAUAUUUUUCUUCAUGGGAAAAACUAUUCGACUGGAGAGAAUAUACUACAGAAACGAGCAGUCUAAAGAACAGAAACGUUUAACGAAGAGUGUUCAAGCUCUCACGGUGACAACGUUGGCGUUGUGGGUCCCUGCAGCAGUACUGGCGGGAUCCCAGUGGUUUCCUGUACUAGUUCUAGGCUACCGACCACACGUGCCAGCUGUUUUAGCUUUGAUUGCACCAAUUGCUUCUGAGGCAGCCACAAGUGUUCCAGUAUUAUGUUACAUACUGAUCGACGACAGAUUGCGGGCCGCAUUGUUAGGGCGUAUGAGAAGACACUACGCUUUGUUGUCAACACCCGAGCGCGCCAAGUGGUACAACCCGUAUGAUAAGAAUGUUUAUGAAUGUGCCAAGUUGUACGAGUAAUUUUGGAGCCUAAACAGGUGUUCUAA